Saccharomyces mikatae IFO 1815 is the source of this 642-nucleotide messenger RNA. It is a transcript of the gene SPC24, whose product is annotated as kinetochore-associated Ndc80 complex subunit SPC24. NCBI's taxonomy places the organism in Eukaryota, Fungi, Ascomycota, Saccharomycetes, Saccharomycetales, Saccharomycetaceae. Bases 1 to 642 code for a protein of 213 amino acids. The transcript has a single exon. The record is from RefSeq and is a predicted model, not a curated record.
AUGUCACAAAAGGAUAGUUUACUAGAUAAUCCAGUCGAAUUUCUGAGAGAGGUCAGAGAAAGUUUUAAUAUUCAGCAAGAUGUUGAUGCCAUGAAAAGGAUCCGUCAGGAUCUUGAUACUAUAGCAGAGGAAAGCGAGGCAAAGAUCGCUAAUGAGCACUCAAAGGUAUCUGAGUCAAACAAGAAGUUGAACGCAGAAAGAAUAAACAUUGCAAAAUUAGAGGGCGAUCUGGAAUAUACUAAAGAAGAGAGCAAUGAGUUUGGGAGCAAAGACGAGUUGGUUAAACUUUUAAAGGACUUAGACGAAUUAGAGCGUAAUAUUGUGUCACUUCGAGGCGAAUUAGACGAGAAAAUGAAAUUAUACAUCAAAGAUAGUGAGAUAGUACCCACUGCGGAAGGCUCCGAAAUAAAUCCAAAAAUAAUGGAAUCUGAGUUGGAUGAUCAAAGUACCAUCAACCCAGAAGCCAAUGAAAACGUUUUGAAACUGAAACUAUACAGAUCACUGGGGGUCAUUUUGGAUUUAGAGAAUGAUCAAGUGCUUAUCAAUGGAAAAAACGAGGAAAAUAUUGAUGUUUUGCCAUUGGAUGAUAGCCUUAGUGACUUUUAUAAGACCAAAUACAUAUGGGAAAGGCUAAGGAAGUAG